AUUUGCCGAUCUCUAUCGUCCCAUGUCUUCCUUUAAGAUUGCCUGAAAAUUAUUAGCAAAGAUUUUUGUAAGUUAAUCUAUAGGUUUAUUUGUUGGAGAAAAUUAAAAAAUUAAAAAGAUUUAAUUCUACUUUAAACUAAAAGUUUACAAUUAAAGAGAAAUAAGCAAUUAUAUUUGUCUUUUUUUAAUUUUUGAUCAUGCAAUUAUAUAUCAGGUUGUGGGAAAUUUUUAUUUUUGAUCACAGAAAUAAGCAAUGCUUUAUAAAAAAUUAUAAAAAUUUUUAUUUAGAAUUUUAAAUAGAUUUGAAAGCAGUAAAUUUGUGUCGAUCGAAGGCCAUCUUGAACAACAGUAGCAUCAUCUUCUAUACGAUAAUCGACGUAAUUUUGAUUCUAAGCAAUCAUACACCCAUUGGAGGCAAAGGAGAGAGAAGGCCGAGAAGAAGAAUAUGGAGAAAGUGAUGAACAUGAUAAAGCCGAAACCAAACCCACAGCAGCAAUUGAGAGAUUGGCAGCGUAAACUCCGUCAAGAGUGUCGCAACAUCGAGCGCCAAAUCCGAGAUAUACAGAGAGAAGAGAAAAGUGUACAAAAAGCAAUCAAAGAUGCUGCCAAGAGGAAUGACAUGGGUUCUGCGAAGGCCCUCGCUAAGGAAAUUGUGCGAUCUAGAAGAACAGUAAACAGGCUUUAUGAAAAUAAGGCACAAAUGAAUUCUAUAUCAAUGCACCUUGGUGAAAGUGUGGCAAUUGCCCGUACAGUGGGCCAUUUAUCCAAGAGUGCUGAGGUGAUGAAGCUUGUUAAUAAUCUUAUGAAGGCUCCAGAAGUGGCUGCUACAAUGCUAGAGUUUAGCAAAGAAAUGACCAAGGCAGGGGUAAUUGAAGAAUUUGUGAAUGAUGCUGUUGACAAUGCACUGGAUUCCGAAGAUAUUGAAGAAGAAAUUGAGGAAGAAGUUGACAAGGUCUUGACUGCUAUAGCUGGUGAGACUGCUGCACAGCUACCAGAAGCAGUGAGGAAGGAGAGAGUGAAGCAAUCAGCUGGGACAGAAAGGACAGCCGAGGAGGAAGAAGCCAUUGCCGAGGGUGUUGAUGAUGAGGAAGAACUAGAAGAAAUAAGGGCUCGACUUGCCAAAGUUAGGUCUUAGUUUGACCCUUCGAGCACCUUAUCUUAUUCUGGUGAACUAAAAAGGGGCUUUGAGCACAUUUAACUUGCAUGUAGGCAUUGAUCAAUCACAAAUGAAUUGCUGACGACUGAAUUACUGAAACUCUGUUCACCAUUGACAGUGGGUACAUGAGAUAAUGAAAAAAAAAAUAAAAUUCUGUAUUAUAUAUUGAAAGCGGCUUUCCCCCUAUGUACACGAAAAGUUAUUAGCUGCUGUGGUAUCAUACCUAACAUAGGCAUUGUUGUCAAUGCCAUUCAAACUCCUUAUCUGUACUAAAAAAAAAAGAAAUGAUAUGCAAUUGAAUCAUUUUGUA
Messenger RNA from Manihot esculenta (cassava), 1466 nucleotides. Its product is annotated as vacuolar protein sorting-associated protein 24 homolog 1. Gene Ontology annotation, cellular component: multivesicular body; ESCRT III complex. NCBI's taxonomy places the organism in Eukaryota, Viridiplantae, Streptophyta, Magnoliopsida, Malpighiales, Euphorbiaceae. The record is from RefSeq and is a predicted model, not a curated record. The coding region runs from base 446 to 1135 and encodes 229 amino acids. Gene Ontology annotation, biological process: protein transport; late endosome to vacuole transport; endosome transport via multivesicular body sorting pathway. The transcript has 6 exons.